AUGGCCAGGCGCCUGACCAAUCGCAUCUGGGCAGUGAGGGGAGUUGGGCAGGUGAGCUGCUGGCCAUCCUCGGGGACUGCCUCCUGGAGGGGCUGGCCGGCAUGCAGGGCCCGCUGGCUCACUGCCUUGGGGUUCUUUGUGUUUCAGGUGGCAGAGCCUGAGGCCUGCGAUGAGAUGUACGAGAGCUUAGCACGACUCCAUUCAAACUAUUACAAACACAAGUACCCUCGCCCGCGGGACACGAGCUUCAGUGGCCUGACCCUGGAAGAGUACAAGCUGAUCCUCGCCACAGACACCCUGGGGGAGCUGAAGGACAUGAAUAAAGGCUUGUGGAAGAAACUGCAGGAGAAGUUCUCCGCCCGGAGUCCCGAGGAGAAGCAGAAGGCCUGGGCUCAGUCCUUAUCUCGCCCGCGGACCUGAGUGGAGUCUGUGUAUUGCCGUCAUAAAUAAAGCUCCCUGACCCCCGC
Messenger RNA from Myotis davidii, 467 nucleotides. RefSeq names its product ubiquinol-cytochrome-c reductase complex assembly factor 2. Gene Ontology annotation, cellular component: mitochondrial matrix. NCBI's taxonomy places the organism in Eukaryota, Metazoa, Chordata, Mammalia, Chiroptera, Vespertilionidae. The transcript has 4 exons. The record is from RefSeq and is a predicted model, not a curated record. Gene Ontology annotation, biological process: mitochondrial respiratory chain complex III assembly. The coding region runs from base 1 to 420 and encodes 139 amino acids.